This is a messenger RNA of Nematostella vectensis (starlet sea anemone), 3016 nucleotides long. RefSeq names its product general transcription factor 3C polypeptide 4. The record is from RefSeq and is a predicted model, not a curated record. Gene Ontology annotation, molecular function: protein binding; histone acetyltransferase activity. Gene Ontology annotation, cellular component: transcription factor TFIIIC complex. Bases 26 to 2281 code for a protein of 751 amino acids. NCBI's taxonomy places the organism in Eukaryota, Metazoa, Cnidaria, Anthozoa, Actiniaria, Edwardsiidae. Gene Ontology annotation, biological process: transcription initiation at RNA polymerase III promoter. The transcript is spliced from 8 exons.
UCCACCUCUAGUUAUUUAAGUCAAAAUGGCGGCAAAGCUGAUCUUUUCUGGCGAAGUUAUUGAGGAGAAGUUCUUGCAGCAAGUGCAGUCUGUAGCUGGCUCUAUCUCCUGGUCUAAAGAUGACAGAAUAGCUGUGAUUUGCGAUCAAGGUGUUUAUGUUUUUUCAUUGGAAGUGUCAGAAAAGCACCGUGGAGUAGCAUAUACUCUCUCAUGUAUUCCAUGCGAUAAAGAAGUGGCCUCACUUACAAAAAUUAACGAUGGACAACAGUUUUUCAGUCAAGCACUGGACGCUUAUGGAACACAAAGUGUGGGGUUAUACUUAGAAUCAACAGUUAUAUCUAGCAGUAUGAUCAAAACUGUUGCAUGGUCCCCCCCAGGAUGUGACAGGGAAAAAAGGUGUAUCUUUGCAUCCCUUUCCAUGGACUUCAAAAUCAAGAUACAUUUUUGCAGCUCUAACAGUUGGCAAGAAGCAACUGAACUAUCCUCUGCCUGGCAAAGCUACUGCAAAGAGACAUGUUACUUUGACACUUACAAUAAAAGUUCAGGGAUUUGUGAUUUCCAAAAGGUUACAGUGAAGACUUUACCACUCAUCAACAAGUGCUUAAAAUUCAUUCAGUUUACUACUUUGGUGUGGUGCGCAGAACUUUUUAUGCAAGACAGGGAUUCAAGUGAGGCAUCAAAUAAAUUUUCAGUGCUUACUGCAGCUACAAGAAGUGGCAUUAUCUCAUUUUGGAAGGUUCCUGUUCCAGUGGAUUCAAAUACGAGUGCAUCUUUGAUUGGAACUUGGGAUACACAUAUGGAAUGGCCAUGCUCGAUGGAUUGGUUAGCUAGUUCACAACAUGAAGGUCUCCUGGCUGUUGGAGAUUCAUCUGGGCUUCUCAGAGUUUUCAGGGUCAGAAUUGGAAAUUCUUCAAUUGCGGAUGGGCCAAUCAAUGUUCAGGUUCUUUGGAAGUUAUGGGACCAUAAAGAUGAAAUGGCAAUAAACUCCAUUCAUUGGUCCCCUUUGGGGGCUGAAGGCAGCAUGUACUUAUUUGCAAGCAAGACCUCAUCCAUCAUAAGGUUCACUAUUCCAGAAAAUGGCACCGAUACUAGUCACAGACAUGAAAUUAUACAUGGCAUACACCAGGACUCUGUCAUUGCACUGGACGCAUGUGCCAAUGGAAGUGUGUUCUCAUGUGAUUCGACUGGGACAGUCCAGAGGGUGGCCAUGGGCACCCUGAUACCUGAGGAGCUACAAUUGGAGACCAAUCGCAGGACCCCAUGUUAUGGUCUGGGGGUGUCCUCAAAUGGACUUUACACUGUCUUGGUUCGUAGUACGGACAUUAACACUGCCAGCAAGGCUAACGUCCUGAAGAGCUGGGUUCAGUUUAUUUCACUUGUUGAUGAAAGCACCCUCUCAGCAGCCAUCAAAACAGCUACAAUAACUGGCACAUUAUCCUGGGAUGUCAGACAGGCCCUACGUCAUUACGUACACCAGCAGGAUGUCCCUGUCCCUGCAUGGCCCUUGAUGGACCAGCCAUUGGACUCCCUUAAUAUUGCGUCCCUUCGCAUCCGUUACUGCGUGGUGCAGCAGUUGAAUAAGAAGAAGGCGAGUCCUGAGGAUGAAGCAAUUAAUGAUGGGGAAUUGGAGGUUUUUGACUGCAUUUUUAGAUUGCUGGCUUUAGAAAGAUUGACGUCUUGGUUGGACUACUAUGAGGGAAAAGGGAAGGAAUGCCCAGUUGCAGACCGCACAUGCGCACUGAUCGCUGCCGAGUGGCUUCUACUGAACCUUGACGAUGCGCGGUCACUCAGCCUCGCUACCAGGACCUACAGAGCCCUAGGCCACACAGCCCUUGCAGCACAGGCUACCCAAAUCCGCAAGGACGCUUUAGUGGUUAUUGAUGAAGAUGAUGAUGAGUUGAAGGAGCCUGGCUGUAAAAAGGUGAAGAUUGGUAAAGUUGAAGGUUGGUUAAACAGAGAGCCUGCCGUCUCAUCUCCUCAUAAUGGGCGGAACACAAGAACGCCUUCGUCUUACACAGACAGCCGGCUGCCAAUCAAAGAAUCAUGUCCAAUAUGCAAGAGUGAAGUGCCUCUGACCGAUCUGCGCCGCGGUGUCUGUACAAGUGGUCAUUCCUGGCUGCGAUGUGCUGUGUCAUUUUGUAUCUGCGCAGAGUUCAAAUAUCACGUGUGCAUCGAGUGUCGUGGAUGCGUGUCAACUGGUAACGAGGAGACGUCGACAUGGUUACGGCGCUUAUUACGAAGGACAGAUUGUUGUCCUGUUUGCGGUAACUGGCUGUCUUAGACGAAUGUCUGGUCUGUUUACAUAGGUUGUUCUGUUGUCGUGUUUGCGGUAACUGGCCGUCUUAGAUGAAUGUCUGGGCACUUGGUACACUGCCAAAGACGUGAUCCUUUUUAAGUUGUGAAUACUAUUUGCGGUAACUGGGUAUCCUAUAUCCUAACAUGAAGGAUAAAGCUGUUACAUGGUACAUUGAACACUGUCAUCGACGUGAUCAGCUGAAGCAUGCAAUCAAUGAAAUACACACCCUAAGCAUCUAUUCUAAGAUAGAUGAGAACCAGUGUCUUGUAACAAUAUGUUAUGAACAACGUAUGUUGAGGCCACAUAUGUAAUAACCUGCCACAUUUGUUAUAACGGCCACAUUUGUAAUAAGGUAGGCCACAUUUGUAAUAAACUGUCCGAUAUAUCAUGAAAAAGAAACAUCGUACGACAACCAAACCUGGAAGGUGUCAUGUUGGUGUCAAAGGGGGUGCAACCAGGUGGUCACGUGAUGUGUGACGUCGUCGAUGGCGUCAUAAAAAAUAUCCAUAUCCCACGAAAGAAGCACGUAUGACAACCAAACUUGAUAGGUGUCAUGUAGGUAUCAAGGGGGUGCAAAGAGAUGGUCACGUGAUGUGUGACGUCAUCGAUGACGUCAUCAAAAAUAUCCUUAUCCCAUGAAGGAAACAUCGUAUGACAACGCUUGUGUCAAGGCAGGUGUCAACAAAAUGAUCACGUGAUAUGUGACGUCAUCAAAGCAAA